Penaeus indicus is the source of this 1751-nucleotide messenger RNA. RefSeq lists its product as uncharacterized. The transcript has 3 exons. Gene Ontology annotation, cellular component: extracellular region. Gene Ontology annotation, molecular function: chitin binding. Lineage: Eukaryota; Metazoa; Arthropoda; Malacostraca; Decapoda; Penaeidae. The record is from RefSeq and is a predicted model, not a curated record. Bases 83 to 1192 code for a protein of 369 amino acids.
UCACCGCCGACUUCGAAGGGUGAACAUCGCAAGCUGCCUGCUCCUCUCUCCUCUCAAGUGUGGGUCGUCCAUUACAUUAAUCAUGGCCAGUGUGAUCCGCCGUGCUCUGGUCCUUGCCCUCUUCGGAGUGGCUUCCGCUGCUUACCUCGGAGACCUCCAGGCUCAGCCCUCCAACCAGUUCUCCUCCUUCUCCAACGGCAACGGGGGCUACGGGGGUAACAGCGGAGGCAAUAACAACGGGGGAUACGGCGGCGGCAACGGCGGCGGGAAUGGCGGUUUCGGCGGCGGAAACAACGGCUUCGGUGGCGGAAACGGCGGUUACGGAGGAGGGAACGGCGGCGGUAGUGGAGCUGGAUACGGCAACGGAGGAGCAGGAGGCUUCGGCGGAGGAAACAACGGAGGCUUUGGCAACGGAGGAAACGGGUUCGGCAACGGAGGACGGAACGACGGAGGCUACGGAGGCGGAGACCCCAUCGCUGACCUGGCCGACGCUAUCCCCGGUGGAGGCGUCCCAGGACAGGACUACCCCAUCCUGGCCUCCGUCCCCGCCACCGGCUUCUCCUGCGACGGCCAACAGCCUGGAUACUACGCUGAUACUGCUCCCGAGGCUGGAUGCCAGGUGUUCCACAUCUGCCAAGAAGGAGGCAGGAUGGACUCCUUCCUUUGUCCCAACGGCACAGUCUUCAACCAACAAUACUUCGUGUGCGAUUGGUGGUACAACUUCGACUGUUCCACGGCUGAACAAUUCUACGGUUUGAACGCCGAGAUCGGUAGAGUCGACAACGGUAACGGAAAUGGCUAUGGCAAUGGCAACAAUGGCUUCGGAGGAGGCAAUGGCAACACUGGCUUCGGAGGAGGCAAUGGCAACACUGGCUUCGGAGGAGGCAAUGGCAAUAACUUUGGCAGAGGCAACACCGGCUUCGGAGGAGGCAAUGGCUAUGGCAACGGAAACGGCAACAACGGAGGCAACUUUGGCGCCGCUUCUAACCCUCAAGGAUCGUAUUCAGCUCCCGGUGGUAACAAUGGCAACGGUGGAUCUCCUUCUUCUUCUUACAACACCCCUAGGCAGAACGGCAACGGCAAUGGCAACCGGAACGGCGGUUAUGGCAACAGAAGCAACGGAGGAUUCGGUGGCAACGGGAAUGGCAAUGUCCAAGCUCCUUCUGGACUGUACCAAACCCCAGGAAAGUAAAAGAGACAUUUGUACCUGAACGGAAACCUUUAUCUAGGUUUCCUGAAUGAAUCCCGGUGAUUGAUGCGCUAAACAGAUUUUGUAUCUUAUCAUGUCAGAAAGUAUUUUUGUAUAAUCGCUUUAAUGGUUUAAGUGGAAUCGGUGCGAAAGCCUAGCGUUCACCACGUACUCCACAGGAAAUAGAAGGAUUUAUACUGAAUAGAUUUACGUUCUCACGCACAUGCACGCAUGCAUACACGCACACGCUAACACUCACACACACACACACACAAACACACACACACGCGUACACACGUACACAAACACGUACACGCAAACUUUCGCAGAGACAUAAUAUCUAUAUAUAUAUACAUAACCAAUACACAUAUAUAUACAUAUAUAUAUCUAUUUAUGUAUAUAUGUAUAUAUACUUUUGUAUAAAAGCUUAUCUCCUAAACCUCAGGUCUAUUCUUCUUUUGAUCAACUUCAUGCUGCUGAAAUUCGUUUCCCACCUUUGGUGCCAUAUGUUGUAGAUUUGUUAUCUAUAUAUCUCUAAUAUUUUAUACGAGCAUUACGAAUA